GGCUGGUGUUCUGACUAACCACUGGCUGAAGAAAAAGAAGUUCCCCCUGCCUGAUUGGCUACGGGGCUUGUGCUUCUGCACCCUUCGCAGCUCGCUCUUUCUCUGUCUCUUCAGUGGUGGGCGGGGCUCGCUUUCCCGGUGCUUUUGCGGCGGUGGCGGCUGCUGCUGCGGCCUGAGGUUAUUUGAGGCAGGGGUCCGCCUUCUUCUUCUUCAAGCAUUGAAAAUACAGCGAGUGCUAUAUAUAAAUGCUAAAUGCACUACACGGAAGAAAAUCAAGAGGAACCAAAGACUGACUAGAUGACCAGUUAUAUUAUAAUAGGUGAAUAGGGACAAUUCCUCCUGAGCUGGCCUUGUUCUCUUGAAAACUAUGGAAUGGCACGUCAUGCGCCUGAGCAUUUCUGACGACUAAGAUUCUGUUGUGCAUGGAUUGAAAAAGAAAGGGAAGAAGGAUGAAGUUCUUCUAGAUGUUCUCAGAUUCAAACCCCCUGACCAUUGGUCAUGCUAGCUUUAUGAGCGUUGAACAACAGAACCUGAAAAACAGCAAUAUGAACUGCUGUGUUUGUGCUUCCUGACAGAAGAUGAUGCUAAGAGGAAGGAUCUACAGUGACUGGCAAUGUGUCUAGGAAAUUCUUUACAACUCUUCUGUUGCCUUGGGAGCUGGAGGCUUGCUGUCUCUAAGCAGAUAUUUGCCAUUUCCUGCCUUGCUGCAAAUCAGCACUUGAACUGAACCUGCUACUUUUUGUUCUUUGAGGAAACGGAUUCUUAUUUCUUUCCUGUGUAAUUGAACACUAAAUACAGGCAGCCUAUUAUGUCUAAGAAGCAAAACCAAAAAGAUUCAUCAGGAUUUAUUUUUGAUGUGCAGUCCAAUACUGUGAUGGCCCAAGGAGGUACUUUUGAAAACAUGAAAGAGAAGAUCAGUGCCGUGCGAGCAAUAGUCCCCAACCGCAGCAACAAUGAAAUUAUCCUGGUGCUGCAGCACUUUGAUAACUGUGUAGACCGAACAGUGCAGGCUUUCAUGGAAGGCAGUGCCAGUGCAGUGUUGAAAGAGUGGACAGUAACUGGCAAGAAAAAGAACAAAAAAAAGAAAACUAAACCAAAGGCUCCUGCAGAAUCAAGUGCCAGCCUUCCUGACCCCAGCAAGCCAGCAUCCACUGAAGAGGAACAGUCUGCAGCUUCAUCUGAGAAGGGCGGGAUCAAUGGUUACCAUGUCAAUGGCUCAGCCAAUGAUACUGAGUCUGUAGACUCACUCAGUGAAGGGUUGGAUACACUUUCCAUAGAUGCCAGAGAAUCGGAGGAGAGUGAACCUGCUAUGCCUGUGGUGCCUGAUAGAGCAGCGUCAUUAGAAAAUGGAGUAGCAGACCUUGGUCCAAAGCCUGCCACCCUGCGGUCUUCCCAGAAUACCAAGCCACUCAGAUUGCAGUCUGAACUGAGAAACCCCGGCAAGCCACUCUCCAGACCUGUAUCCAGCAGCCAUUCACCUGCUCCUUCAUCUCUAGCAAUGCUAGACGAGGUCCCUCUGCCCUCUGGAAACAAAAAACUAGGUUCCAAUAUUGAAAAAUCAGUAAAAGACCUCCAACGAUGCACUGUGUCACUGGCUCGGUAUCGUGUUGUAGUUAAAGAAGAAAUGGAUGCCUCUAUUAAGAAAAUGAAGCAGGCCUUUGCAGAGCUGCAGAGUUGUCUCAUGGAUCGAGAAGUGGCCCUUCUAGGUGAAAUGGACAAAGUGAAAGCAGAAGCAAUGGACAUCCUAAGCAGUCGACAAAAGAAGGCAGAGGCACUGAAGAAGAUGACGGAUGUGGCUGUCCGAAUGUCAGAGGAGCAGUUGAUAGAACUUAGAGCUGACAUAAAGCACUUUGUGAGUGAGCGCAAAUAUGACGAAGAUCUUGGAAGAGUGGCUCGCUUCACUUGUGACUUAGAUGCACUAAAGAGGAGCAUUGAAUCUUUUGGACAAGUUUCGCAUCCAAAGAACAGUUAUUCUACCAGAUCACGGUGCAGCUCUAUCAUCCCCAUGUCUGUGAGCAGCCCAGAUGGGUCCACCACCACCACCACAGUGUGUGCCUCUGUUUCUGCUCCAAGCCUUAUCACGGCCAAUAAGAAACCACCAUCCCCUACAGAACCCCCUGCAAAUGCAGCAAGCCGCCCAUAUCAGCCCUACCGUGAGGGUAAUAGAAGACCUAGUCAAGGUUACAGGCCCCAAGGACAACGCCAAAAUGGGCCCUCACACCCCAAUUCGAACCGGUACAGAAGCGGGCCUUGGUACCAGUCCAACUCCAGGUCCUGGCCACCUCCUGGAAACACGAACAGCUUCAGCCAGACUUACUCCACAGGAACCAAUGGAACUGGUUCUGGUCCUGAGCCAGGUCUUGCAGCCCCAUCUGCACAGGCAUAUUUGGGCCCACUCAGCAAAGAAGCCAAGGCUCUGCCACAGCGGAAACCUAGGUCAAGUCAAUAUGAGGUGUCCAGUUCCUGAGGACCAUGAACUCUGCCACUUUCCAAAACUGGAUAACAGGAUUGUAGGACACACUUAGCUAGAGAUAUUAACAAAGGAAAGUUUACACUUGCUUGUCCCUGUGCCACUCUUCUCUUCCAUAAUCAUUCCUUUCUGGGAAAGCAGCUUCUUAGUGCUUCUCCUGUCCCUGCUUCCUGCCAUGUGACAUGGGUCAGGCUUUAGUGGAAAAUGCACACAUGCUCUACAGGCAUGGCCUUGGCAUACCUCACUGCUGCCAUCUCCUUUGCACUCUCUGGCUCCUCUUAUUCUGGUGCCAUCCUUAAACCUUGGCAGACUUGCAGGCUAAAAGCAAAAAAUACAAAUUUUUUAAAAAUAGGGGGGAAUGUCUUCCAAAAGCCCCAACCCUAAAGCUUGUUGCUCUCUCCCCCUCCCUGAAUGCUGCUAGACAGGCCUUAAUCCUAACAGCAAAACUCUUCAUGCUGGCAAUGAAACAAUUUGCUGUGAAUUGUGAGACCAAGAUGAGACAUCCAGAUGGAAGGAGCCAUUGAGAGAGACUGCUGGGAUGGUUAUUUUCUUUUUACAUCUUACCUAAAUACUACAUUUUGAGACAACUGGGCUUGUAUGUCUCUUUCCUCAGAGAAUGGAGAGACCCAGUCCUCCUGAGAGAAGCACCAUUUUGACAGUACGUCAUGUAUACAUUUAGAUGUUCCCUACUUUUAAUGUUUGGUGAGGGAUGGGAGGUUUCAUUUGUUCACCUCCCAGUCACGAUUCCACCAUCUGUCCUAACCUAAAUUUCUAGCAAUUUAAUUAGCAGUGCUAAUCCUACGUGAUCGCAAGUACAAAUAAAAAUUGCUACAAUCUUUCUCUAUCCUUGUAUAAAUAAAAACGACGUACAUGUUUAAAAGAC
Molecule: messenger RNA, 3353 nt
Organism: Rhineura floridana
Lineage: Eukaryota; Metazoa; Chordata; Lepidosauria; Squamata; Rhineuridae
Gene: SPATS2
Product: spermatogenesis associated serine rich 2
Exons: 16
Coding region: 809-2467 (552 amino acids)
Cellular component (GO): cytoplasm
Molecular function (GO): protein binding
Source: RefSeq, a predicted model, not a curated record